Messenger RNA from Pisolithus orientalis, 1134 nucleotides. Its product is annotated as glycosyltransferase family 15 protein. Gene Ontology annotation, cellular component: membrane; Golgi apparatus. Lineage: Eukaryota; Fungi; Basidiomycota; Agaricomycetes; Boletales; Pisolithaceae. The record is from RefSeq and is a predicted model, not a curated record. Gene Ontology annotation, biological process: cell wall mannoprotein biosynthetic process; protein N-linked glycosylation. The transcript has 11 exons. The coding region runs from base 1 to 1134 and encodes 377 amino acids. Gene Ontology annotation, molecular function: alpha-1,2-mannosyltransferase activity.
AUGAUGACGCCUACGCGUUACAUCGUACUGGUCUUGACAAUACUCAUCAGUCUACAUUACAUCCUUACCAUCACUCACGAGGAAUACGGAAAGGCUACCGCCGUUUCCCGCCUCACCAAUUAUAUCAAAGGCCCUCAGCCGCCUUACAAAGACGGUGUACCAGAGCAGUAUUACAAGCCCUCGGAUCCUGUUGCGCUCCCAGAACGAAAGGCCAAUGCUACCUUCGUCAUGCUCGUCCGCAACACGGAUGGACCUGGCAUCAUGAACAGCAUGAAACAAAUCGAAGACAGAUUCAACAGGAAAUUUCAGUACCCAUAUGUCUUCCUGAACGACAAACCCUUCACCGAGAACUUCAAAAAAUACGUCUCCCAGCUCACUGAUGCCCCGGUGGAGUUUGGCAUCGUACCGCCGGAACAUUGGAAACAGCCAGAGUGGAUCGACGAGCAAAAAGCCACCGCUGCACGGGAAGACAUGAUGAGAAACAAUGUAAUUUACGGAGGUACGUACCGCAACAUGUGUCGAUUCAACUCAGGCUUCUUCUACAGACAAGAAUUACUCCAGAAAUAUCGGUAUUACUGGAGAGUGGAGCCAGACGUCAAGUAUUUCUGCGACAUUGACUACGACCCGUUCUUGUUAAUGCAAGAUCAAAACAAAGUUUAUGGAUUUACCGUCUCUUUAUACGAAUAUGAAGCAACCAUCCCCACCUUGUGGCAGACCGUAAAGGAAUUCGUAGACGAGAAUCCGGAGCUGCUCCCAGCCGACAAUGCCUUCUCAUUCAUCUCCGACGAUGGUGGUCUAACGUACAACCGCUGUCACUUUUGGAGCAACUUCGAGAUUGGCGAUAUGGACUUCUGGCGAGGUGAAGCGUAUUCAAAAUUCUUUGACUACCUUGAUUCCAAGGGUGGCUUUUACUAUGAGCGCUGGGGAGAUGCACCAGUGCAUAGCUUAGGAGCCGCCCUGUUCGCUAAUAAGAGUCAAAUUCAUUUUUUCAAUGAUAUCGGAUAUCGACAUGAGCCGUUCCAGCACUGUCCACAAGGAGAUAUCCAUACAAACGGCAAGUGUUGGUGUGAUCCCGGUGCAAACUUUGACUACGAGUGGUACUCGUGCUUGAGCCGCUAUGACAAACUGUUCUAA